UUUGUGUUGGUUGUCGUCGUCGUCGAUCGACAGCAAAGAGGCGGCAAAGAAUACGAGUCUUGUCAUUGUUGUUGUUAUUUAGGGUUGUUGGAUUGGAAGGCUUCCCAACACCCUCUUCAUCGACUGCUUCGACUGACCCGUGGAUUCGCCUCGCUUCCUUCCAUUGCUAUAUCCUCGACUCGAUUCGCGGUUGUUCGUUCGCGCUCUUCGCUCCUGCCGCUAUGAAGUCGGAACUCCUCAGCAUCAUCAGGACUGCGGCAUGUCUCGAUACGUCAUCUGCGGAUACUGGGAAAGGGCGGAGUAAGUUGUCAAGUAAUCAAGUAUCACAUGGAUUCCACUUGGUGGAAGGGAAAACAGGCCAUGACAUGGAAGACUACCAUGUAGCUGAAUAUAGAAAUGAAAACAAUCACGAGCUUGGUCUGUUUGCUAUUUUUGAUGGUCAUAUGGGGGAAAGUGUACCAAGUUACCUGAAAGCCAACCUUUUCAACAAUAUACUAAAAGAGCCUUUGUUCUGGAGAGAUCCUCAGUCAGCAAUGAAAAAUGCUUACUCCUCCACGAAUAAAUAUAUUCUUGAAAAUUCAAAGCAGCUGGGACAUGGAGGUUCAACAGCAGUUACAGCAAUUGUGAUUGAUGGCAAAGACUUGUGGAUAGCAAACGUAGGUGACUCCAGAGCUGUUGUGUGUGAAAGAGGUACAGCAAAUCAACUAACCAUUGACCACGAACCCCAUGCUGAGCGAAGUAGGAUUGAGAAACAAGGCGGUUUUGUAACGACUUUUCCUGGUGACGUUCCCCGUGUUAAUGGCCAACUUGCGGUUGCAAGGGCUUUUGGUGAUAAAAGCCUCAGGGCACAUUUAAGUUCAGAACCUGAUGUAAGACACAUCCCAAUAGAUUCGACAAUCAAGUUUGUUAUACUUGCAAGUGAUGGAUUGUGGAAGGUGAUGAAGAAUAAGGAAGCUGUUGAUCUCAUAAAAUCUAUAAAGGAUCCCCAGGCUGCAGCAAAGCGUUUGACAACCGAGGCAUUGGCAAGGAAGAGCAAAGAUGAUAUUUCAUGCAUUGUGAUUCGUUUCAGAUGCUGAAGCCUACAGCACAAUCUUUGUGGAAAUAUAAUUUAGUCGGGAUUGGUUUUGGCCAGAAACCUGCACGCUUGCAUGAAAUACAUAGAUUGUUAGGGUUGGGGUUGCAAUCUGUCGCCUUUGUGCAUAUAUUAGAUUUCUUUUUCAUACAAUACAUAGAUUGUAUUUAUCAUCAUAGAUUAGUUAGAGUUCCUUUUCGUUUUUCCUUUUGCAUGUGGAUAGAUUGUAAUAAUCAUAAUAGUAUUGCAAUGGAUUUUGAAGGAAGCUGGACUUGCUUGAUCUAUCUA
Musa acuminata subsp. malaccensis (wild Malaysian banana) is the source of this 1360-nucleotide messenger RNA. Its product is annotated as probable protein phosphatase 2C 44. Lineage: Eukaryota; Viridiplantae; Streptophyta; Magnoliopsida; Zingiberales; Musaceae. Gene Ontology annotation, biological process: peptidyl-threonine dephosphorylation. Gene Ontology annotation, molecular function: protein serine/threonine phosphatase activity. The record is from RefSeq and is a predicted model, not a curated record.